AUCUCCAAUUAGCUGAAACACUCCUGUCCCUGCGGUUGAUUGUCACUUCUCUUUUCCUGACCGAUGUGAAAAACAAAAAGUGAACGCCAUAGCCUAUCUUAAACCCACCCACCAAAACAUUAAAAAACAUACCCACUAGAAGAACCAUACACCUACAGACGAAGCCAGACGGAAGAUAGCAGCCACCAGAGCUACAAGUUUCACAAACUGCACGCACAGUGAGAGAGCGCUGAUAGAGUUAAAUAUGGUCAAGCUGUUUGCAUUGAGUGUCUUCUUCAAAGGUGCCAGCGAAGCGCGUAUACUAAAGACAGCAUCCGACUUGCAGUCCUUCUCGUUUUUCCAACGUGGCACCGUCAAUGAAUUUAUGACCUUCGCAUCGAAAACGAUUGUGGAACGCACACAGCCAUCGCUUCGGCAAUCUGUCAAGCAGGAUGCCUACAUGUGUCAUGUCUAUGUGCGGGCCGAUAACCUGGCGGGAGUGCUCAUUGCCGAUCAUGAGUAUCCGCACCGAGUUGCUCACACACUUAUUACAAAGAUACUCGACGACUUCACGGCGAAAGUAUCCGCCGACCAGUGGCCCAACGGUACGGAGGCCACCAUAUCGUUCGACGUACUGCCAGCUUUUUUGGCCAAAUAUCAGAAUCCCGUAGAGGCCGAUCCACUCACGAAAAUGCAAAAUGACUUGGACGAGACAACAAUAAUAUUGAAGAACACAAUUGGGGCUGUACUGGAGAGGGGCGAGAAGCUGGACGACAUGGUCAGCAAAUCGGAAAAGUUGUCCAUACAGAGCAAGGCCUUCUACAAGACAGCGAAAAAGACGAAUUCGUGCUGCAGCUUCACCUAAGCUCCCCUACACACACAUCUCAUUCCUCCUCUGACUUACACAGAAUCAGGAAUAACAGAAAUAGGAGUCACUUGAAGUAUAACACCAGCAAAAUCACCAAUUAAUAAUAAUACUGAAAAUGGAGGCGUUUCUAUGGUUUUUAUAAAAUAAUUAUUAGUUAAUUUCAUAUUCAUAUAUGAACAUAUGUGUAUGUGUGUACUAUUUACGACUACUAUAUACUACAUUAAUGAAUACGAACCUGUCCUGGCGGUCAUGUGCCCUGCCCCUCUCCUCACCCCCGUUCUAAUAAACAUAUGUACGAUGUAUAAUCAAUCGUAUGGCUAUUUGGGGCAUCGAUUGUUCUCGUCUUGUCUGUAUGUACAUAUGUAUGUUUAUGCUAUGAAUUUAAAAAUAUGAUGUUAAUUAUACCAAUACAAAUUAUGAUCUAAAUCUA
This is a messenger RNA of Drosophila obscura, 1277 nucleotides long. It is a transcript of the gene Ykt6, whose product is annotated as synaptobrevin homolog YKT6. The transcript has 2 exons. The coding region runs from base 245 to 844 and encodes 199 amino acids. Gene Ontology annotation, molecular function: SNAP receptor activity. The record is from RefSeq and is a predicted model, not a curated record. NCBI's taxonomy places the organism in Eukaryota, Metazoa, Arthropoda, Insecta, Diptera, Drosophilidae. Gene Ontology annotation, biological process: endoplasmic reticulum to Golgi vesicle-mediated transport. Gene Ontology annotation, cellular component: Golgi apparatus.